Molecule: messenger RNA, 866 nt
Organism: Notolabrus celidotus (New Zealand spotty)
Lineage: Eukaryota; Metazoa; Chordata; Actinopteri; Labriformes; Labridae
Product: gamma-crystallin M3-like
Exons: 3
Coding region: 284-814 (176 amino acids)
Biological process (GO): visual perception; lens development in camera-type eye
Molecular function (GO): structural constituent of eye lens
Source: RefSeq, a predicted model, not a curated record
AGUGUGUUUUUUAAAAGUGUAAAGGGGACUAUUGUUCGCUCCUCUGCAUUGUAACUUCCCUAUGGAAAAAUCCAUUCUAAAGUCUUCUCGGGGAUCCAGUCACAUGGACAUGAGACAAACGCCCCUCAGCACUCUAUAGGCCUCUAUACCAUGUUGCUGGGUCAGGGCUUUACACAAUGGGAGCCGCAGAUUCUUUGGGUUCGGUCAGGUAUAAAAGUAACGGUAAAACGAGAACCAGCAUCAGUUUCACAGCAACCAGUUCUGAAGAACCAACUCUCCAAUCAUGACCAUGGGCAAGAUCAUCUUCUACGAGGAGAGGAACUUCCAGGGACGUUCCUAUGAGUGCAUGAGUGACUGCUCUGACAUGACCUCCUACCUGAGCAGGUGCCACUCCUGCAGGGUUGAGAGCGGCUGCUUCAUGGUGUACGACCGCCCCAACUACAUGGGAAACCAGGUUCUCAUGAGGAGGGGCGAGUACGCCGACUACAUGGGCAUGAUGGGAAUGAGGGACUGCAUUAGGUCUUGCCGUAUGAUCCCCAUGCACAGGGGUCAGUUCAGGAUGAAGAUCUACGAGAGGGAGAACUUCGGCGGUCAGAUGAACGAGCUGAUGGACGACUGUGACAACAUCAUGGACCGUCUCCGUAUGUCCGACUGCCAGUCCUGCAACGUGAUGGACGGCCACUGGCUGAUGUACGAGCAGCCCCAGUUCAGGGGAAAGAUGGUGUACCUGAGACCCGGCGAGUACAGGAGCUUCAGGGAGAUGGGCAUGAGCGGCACCAGGUUCAUGAGCAUGAGGCGCAUCAUGGACAUGUAAAAACUGUAGAAUAUGAAUCUAUAAGAAAAUAAUAAACAUUUUUUGACUAAAA